CAGAAACGGAAUUGUUGUGGUUUUAGGUAUACGAUGUUAUAGACGUUUGGUCAAGUACGUUUCUGCGCGUAAGAGCCAGUUGUUUUGCAUGGUAACAAUGCUGUUGCCAGUCAUGUGGCUGUGGUAUCUGACAUAAGGUGGACGUGGUCUGUGAAGUUUCUGCAUGGCCAUUACAUAUAACAGAGGAUGCUGUGCAGUAUUCGGUAUCUAGGCAUUCGGAUAGCAGACAAGGAUAACAUCUAUCAGAACGCAAAUGGAUGUCUGGAAUUCUCAGGUGGAAAACAUGGACACCUCUGAUGUACCAUGGUGUUGGUUCUACUUGGCGGAGUGUGGAGUGUGGCACAUGUUUGAUAAUGAAUCAAGUUAUCAAUUAAUGACCAGUAACAAAAUUGAGGAGUAUUACAGAAAUAAUGGCGGUGGCACCAUAAUCCUUUUUGCCAACCAAUAUGAAUACUGUUUGAACUUUUCAGAAAUGAAGCUAAUUAAUAAAACAACAGGAAGACAGCAUCCUGUAAAGCGAGCUCCUUAUAGAUUAACAACAUUUAGGUAUGUCUGUGAUAAUGUAUCAGUACCUGCUCCAUCUCAUUGGGAAAAUGUUACAGAUGAACCUUAUCAGCUUAUUCCUCUGCAUGCCUCCACAAAUGAAUUUAAAGAAGUCAGUAAACUUUUCGGAAGUACUAUGUCUGAGAGUGUUAAAGAAAUAGCAAGAAUUCAGAAUAUUUAUUUGUGGGAUUGUUUUUACCGGAAAAAAAGACAAAUGUGUAAUCUUAAGCGAGCUAUCGAUAUUGAAGAAAUGAAAUUAUUUCAUGGAACUAGUUUGAACAAUCUAAAAGACAUAUGCAUGCUUAACUUUGACCCACGGUUACAUGGUAGUAAUCAAGGAACAGUGUACGGAAAAGGAACCUACUUUGCAAGACAUGCAAUCUACGCAACCAAGUUUUGCAAACAAAAUACACAGCUGCAUGUACUAUCACCACAUGGAGGCUGGUAUCAGCCCAGAAUUGUUUUUCUGGCUCGUGUACUUGUUGGAGAGUAUACUACAGGAAGAGAAGUCUAUAAGAGGCCUCCUCAAAAAGAGAGCACCACAAGAAUCUUGUAUGAUAGCUGUGUGGAUGAUAUAAAAUACCCUAACAUAUAUGUUAUCUUUGAUAGCAGCCAAAUGUACCCUGAAUAUGUAAUUGCAUUUUAAUUAUUUUGACCAAAUUUUACAAUAACAACAUGUAAUAAUAUAGCACAUUUUUAUACAUCAAAGUAGCUUGAUGACAGCUAAACAUACUUACAAAAAGAAGAUAAGAAAAUUAACAAAAUUUAA
This is a messenger RNA of Polypterus senegalus (gray bichir), 1312 nucleotides long. Its product is annotated as protein mono-ADP-ribosyltransferase PARP11-like. NCBI's taxonomy places the organism in Eukaryota, Metazoa, Chordata, Cladistia, Polypteriformes, Polypteridae. Bases 254 to 1189 code for a protein of 311 amino acids. Gene Ontology annotation, molecular function: NAD+ poly-ADP-ribosyltransferase activity. The record is from RefSeq and is a predicted model, not a curated record. The transcript has 9 exons.